Messenger RNA from Trichoderma breve, 2625 nucleotides. RefSeq lists its product as uncharacterized. The record is from RefSeq and is a predicted model, not a curated record. Lineage: Eukaryota; Fungi; Ascomycota; Sordariomycetes; Hypocreales; Hypocreaceae. Gene Ontology annotation, cellular component: cytoplasm; plasma membrane; cytosol. Gene Ontology annotation, biological process: ubiquitin-dependent endocytosis. Gene Ontology annotation, molecular function: protein-macromolecule adaptor activity; ubiquitin protein ligase binding. The coding region runs from base 1 to 2625 and encodes 874 amino acids. The transcript is spliced from 4 exons.
AUGCCAGCAUCUCGGGGCAGCGGCGGCGUGUCGACAUCGUCGGCCUCGGCGUCCGUGUCGUUGCCAGCGCUCCCUGGCGCCUCGACCGCAGCAAGAGACACCAGAGACAGAGAGAGCACGCCGUCUUCGCCCUCCUCACCAUCGCCGACACCAGCAUCGCCCUCCUCGCCCCCUGCCGCUGCUGCCGACAGCCAGCCGCCUCGGUCGUCGAUCCCUGCAGCAGCAUCCCCAUCCGCAAGAACAUCGAAUACGCCCUCCACGUCUGCCUCAACGUCAACGCCUGCCCUCACGCAUACUCCCGUCCCUACGACUGCUCCUUCGUCUACGUCUUCCUCCACAUCCGGAUCGCGCCCCGGCUUACUAGCGCGCCUAGGCAGCUCCCUCAAUCUGCCUCUGCCUCUCCCCCUGCGCAACCGCAACCGCAGCGUGACCGACUUCCAUGUACGCUGCGACGAGCCUCAUCGGAAAUAUGCCGCCGGCGAGCACGUCCACGGCUCCGUCGUCCUGGUCGUUGUCAAACCAGUGCGCAUCACCCACCUGGUCGUUACGCUGCACGGCUUCGUGCGCGUGCUGAGGGAUCCCGCCGGCGCUGCCAAGGUCCGCAACAUCACUACGCUGCCGCAGGGAGGAAGCUCCUCGCGCCCGCAGUAUCAUGGCAACGGCUUCGCAAGCCUCUUUCAGGACGAGCAGGUGCUGAGCGGCGAGGGCAGGCUUGAUCCCGGUAGAUACGAAUUCGGUUUCGACUUGGUGUUCCCCGACAAGGGACUGCCAAGUAGCAUUGACUUUGAGCGCGGAACCGUAUCCUAUAUGGCCACGGCAACUCUAACACGCCCCCUAUCCAUGGCGGCGACAAUGACAUGCGAAAGAAAAGUCAUGCUGGCUGAGAGGAUAGACGUAGGCCUCCUGCCACCGCCACAACCGAGGACAAUCUUUCUUGAACCUAUAUCUAAGAAGACGAGAAAGAAGAAGUCAUCAAUGGCACUGGACAAGAGCUCUCUUGCUACCCCUGAGCCAGUCGAUGUAGUACCUGAGCCCGACGCAGGAGAACCAAUCUCGACCCCUUCCGAGGAUACCGCCGCGCGUGAGAAUCCCCUUGGCGACCAGCAAAGUGAGCGCCGAGGAGCGGCCGCCUUGAGCGAUGUCCAAAGCGAGGUCAGCGGCGAGAGCGGCCGCAGCAUCAGCACCGCCAUGAGUCGGAGCGACAUGACUCAGCUAUCACAGACCAUUACCGCCAGCAUUGAGCUUCUCAGGGGCGGAUGCUUGCCGGGUGACGCGGUGUCGGUGCGAGUUACGGUGCAGCAUAUCAAGCAAGUAAAGAGCAUGACUGGUGUCAUUGUAACGCUUUUCCGCCAGGGCAAAAUCGAUACCUCGCCUCCGUCGCAGCUGUUCAAGGACAUGAUGACCAAGGAGGACGCUCGUCGAAUACAGAGAGAAGAUAUAUACCCCAGGUCACGAACGGGAUUAGGCGGCCUUUCACUAUCGUCCGCCGGCUCCAUCAGCGUAUUCCGCAAAGACCUCGACCAAACAACGGCACCGCUCAUCAUCGACCCGGAAACCAUGCAGGCGUCCGUCACGGUGCCAGUCAAACUCCCUGAUGACUCGUUCCCGACCAUCAAGGGAGUACCUGGAGAUAUGAUUUCCUUCAAGUACCAGGUAGAAGUCAUUGUCGACCUAGGCGGGAGGCUAUCUGGCCACUUUCCAUCCCGAAAGACUUCAAGAUUUGGCGCGUUUAGCAGCAGCGCCACAGACCAGACCAUAAGCAUGUUUUCACAGAGGAGGGGGGCUCAGAUAGAGAUCAUCGACACGGCUCCGCUUAGAAGACAAAAGGGCGUUGUUUGCGUGACAAUCGAGUCCAUUGUCGGAACGGUGGACUCGUCAGGGCAGCGGAGGCUCGUCAAGGUGUCUUCGUCGUCAAAAACGCUCGACAAUGCGGAGAGCGACGACGAGAUGGGCUUUGUCCCAACCCCGACUCGAUACGAAGAAAUCGACCGCAACAAUCCGCAACCCCAUGGGCCACCACCACAAGAAUACUUUCCUCCUCCCACGAAUCAUCAACGUCCAUCCUACUCCCCUACUCGCUCUCCUCACCCUUCUCAUCCGAGCUACCCGCCAACAAGCAAUCACGACCUCGCACCAUCGUAUACACCGCCCCCUCCUCAGUUGCCUGAUCCAAGAGGCUUAACGGAGAAGGAUCGCAUACGACAGGCAGAGCAAAGACUGCUGCCCAGCCGUCCGCAAGCCGGACCAUCUUCGCCUGACGAAGACGACAUUUACGACGCCCAAGCCACACCACGACCGCCCUAUGCAGGCAAUUCAGGGGAAGAAGACAACAUUGGCCCCUCGGCUCCGACAGAGGAAGAGCUCACAGCCGCCGUCAACGGUCCGAUGGACGCCGGCGAGGAUAAACAGGAGCGUGAGCGGAGGCGGCUGAUGGAAGAAGCCAGCGCUCCCCCUGAAUUCCCCGAGGACAUGGAUCGAGGCGGCGGGCCCGGUCGAGCCCCUAGGGAAGACGACUUGACGGCUGAUGCUGAACCAACUGCGCCCACGAUGGUUGAAGAUGAAGACGAUUAUCCGGGGAGACAUGACAACGAUGAUGGAGAGCAGUUACCCGCGUAUCGGCGGUAA